Molecule: messenger RNA, 1737 nt
Organism: Symbiodinium sp. CCMP2456
Lineage: Eukaryota; Dinophyceae; Suessiales; Symbiodiniaceae
Source: the annotation of a GenBank genome assembly
AUGAAAGCAUCGACCACGACGGUCACAACAGAUCCAUUUGCGUGGAAGACGUCAAAGGGAGCCUGUAUCUCCGCCGGCAAAGGCGAGAUCAAUACAGGCAUGGCCAAUGUGGGCAACAUGUCCUCAAAAGACUGCCACGAAGCGUGCCGAAACCAAAUCCGAUGCACUGCAUUUCAACUGGCAUUGACUGGGCCUGGCAUUGGUGUUUGCUCCCUUCACACAGCUGCCUCGGUCACAGGAGGCACUGGCACAGAGGGAGCCAUCUGCAGCAUCAAGCCCAUGCUGGUUAGCUGCGGGCAGCAUAACAGCGAGGAUUGUGCGGAGGGCUAUGCAGUGGCCGACUACCACAAGUCCAUGCUUGGAUUCUGUCAGAAGUGCAUUGCCAGCGACGGGGACUCGCUGCUCCGGGACAGGUGUCAACUCUGCUGCGAGAAGUGUCCGUUCAGCCAGGAUGCCGGAAUCCUGCCAGGACCCCUGGUUGGCGGCGAGGGCAAGACAAGUCUCGUCUGCGAGCCCAACACUUUUGAUUUGGAUGACAACGUGUCCAACGGCUGCGAGGCAGGCUGUCCGGCUGUCUUUGGGGCGAAGUGUGUGGAGUGCCCCACUCCGACGAACUGCACGCAGAUGAGCUGCAAGGACAACUACUACGACGAGGAUGGAAACAUCAGCAAUGGCUGCGAGGUCCUCUGUCCGAGCGUGCACAACGCCGUGUGCAAGAGGUGUCAAGAUAGUAUUUGCACUCUUUUCGAUUGCAAGCCUGGCUUCUUCGACGGCGACUUCAACGUACGAAAUGGUUGCGAGGCACCCUGUCCUGAGGUGCCCUUCGCCGACUGCGUUCUUUGCCAGGGGCCCUGGGUCUGCAAGGACUACAAAUGCCAUGCGAAUAGAUUCGAGGUGGAUCAAAACUACUCGAACGGCUGCGAAGCGACAUGCCCUUCCCGGCCGCAUGCGUCCUGCCCCGAGUGCCACAAUCCUUUCAAGUGCGCGAAGGCGCUGAGCUGCGACAAGGACUGGUACGAUGCCGACGCGGUCGAAGAGAACGGCUGUGAAGUGCAAUGUCCGAGCGUCAAGCGUGGCACCUGCCUUGCCUGCAGCGGGAAACCUUUGGAAUGCUUCGACAUCCUUUGCGACGGCAGCUGGUUUGACGUGGAUGGCAAGAUCGAGACGGGCUGCGAAGUCACUUGCGCCCCAGUCCCGCACGGAAACUGCACCAGCUGCAGCACUCCGGAGAAGUGUACAACUGUCUCCUGUGACGUGAAUCGCUUCGACUCGGACGGGAUCGUGGAGAAUGGCUGUGAGGCGACCUGCCCUUCGGUGGCGAAAGCCAAGUGCACCAACUGUAGCAGCGCCACCACCUGCACCAUGCUCUCCGCAUGCGAGGACAACUUCUUCAACGACGACGGCGAUGCACGGAAUGGCUGCGAAGCGACCUGCCCCUCAGUCGCCGAUGGCACCUGUGAUGCCUGCGCCACAUCGUCACAGUGCACUGCUCUGACCUGCAAUGCAAACUUCUUCGAUGUGGAUGGCGAUGCAAUGAAUGGAUGUGAAGUUGGCUGUCCGCAGCUGGCACAGGCCGACUGUGUGAGCUGUGACAGCCCGUCGCUCUGCCAAGCCCUGCGCUGCCAUCGGGACUGGGCCAGCCGAGAUGGCGACGUGAUGAACGGCUGUGAGAUGCAGUGUGGUCAGGUUCCGCAUGCCAGCUGUGUCGACUGCCAGACGGUGGGAACAUGCUCGCAG